CGUUUGUAAUUGAGACUAAUUAUUACGGCGGGGUGGGAAGAAGCAGCUGCUCAUUAAUUAAUUUCUAAUUAAAAGUGCUUACCAGCUCGCAGUGACUAAGGGGGAAGGAACCUCUUAGGCGGUCGCAACAUUGAUUCGUACCCAGCCAAACCCUGCAAGAGAAAGCGAUCCCGGGGCUAGAAGCAGAGCUAGCUGGUGCCCCGGUGCUUUCCAAACUUUUAGCCCCUGCAUGUGGCGGACUCUCUUCUGUACAGUCCCCAGCACACACCUAAAGCUCCCCAAUAUGGAUGGUAAACUUCCAGCCGGGUGAAUGAGAGUAGGAUUUAUCUGACGUCAGAGGCUCUACUCUUUAAAACAACGUGCAUCUGCCUGGAUAUGUUUGAGCUACUUUCCUUUUUCUUUCUUUCCUUUCUUUCUUGUGUGCAAAAUCCCCGGUAUCCCUGGCUCUCCACGUCUGUCAGUCUCCCACAACUAGCCAUGGCUUCUGCUUUGCAGCUAUAGCCAAAAAAAAAUAGAUACAGCCAGCCAUCAUAGUACCUUUCUUUUUUUAUUAUUAUUAUUUCAGUUUUUAAAAGUUUCAGAAGCAUGUCAGUACAUUAAAUCUCGUAUUCUGCUUCGUCCUAUAAGCAUCUAGGAACCUGUGGGCACCGAUCAAUCGGUACAAUAGAGCAGAGGCAGGCUGCAAUAGCGUGCAGAGCAGACGUCUCUCCUCGUUCCUAGAAAACUGGGAGCCUCUGUACCAUGUCAUAUCCUCAGUUCGGAUACCCUUACUCUUCUGCACCCCAGUUCCUGAUGACCACCAAUUCCUUGACUACUUGCUGCGAGUCUAGUGGCAGGACUCUGACAGAGUCGGGGGCUGCCGCCUCGGCUCAGACCCCGGUCUAUUGUCCUGUAUACGAAAGCCGACUGCUGGCUACAGCCAGACAUGAGCUCAAUUCUGCGGCUGCCUUAGGAGUCUAUGGAAACCCUUACACAAGCACCCAGGGCUAUGGAAACUACGUUACCUAUGGCACUGAAGCCUCUGCCUUCUAUUCCCUGAAUAGUUUCGACGCCAAGGACGGGGCUGGCUCUGCGCAUGCGGGCAUCACACAGGCCGCUGCCUACUACCCCUACGAUCACACGCUCAGUCAGUACCAGUACGACAGGUACGGCACGAUGGACGGCGGCACACGCAGGAAGAACGCCACGCGGGAGACCACCAGCACGCUCAAGGCCUGGCUGCAGGAGCACCGCAAGAACCCCUACCCCACCAAGGGCGAGAAGAUCAUGCUGGCCAUCAUCACCAAGAUGACCCUCACGCAGGUCUCCACCUGGUUCGCCAACGCCCGGCGCCGGCUCAAGAAGGAGAACAAGAUGACCUGGCCCCCCCGGAACAAAUGCUCCGAGGAGAAGAGACCCUACGAGGAAGAAGAGGAGGAAGAGUCGCAGGAAGACAACAUGAAGAGCGAGAAAAACGAGGAGCCCGCGAGCAAAGAGGACAAGGAGCUGGAGCUGAGCGACCUGGACGACUUCGACCCCAUGGAGUCGGAGAGCUCGGAGUGCGAGAUGAAGCCGCCCUUCCCGGCCCUGGAGAGCGGCCAGAUGCGGGCCGCCGACACGUGCGCCGCCGAGCACUGCAAGGAGCCCCCCCUCAAGAUGCCCAUCCCGGCCGGCGCCAUGGAGGAAGACCUGGAGCGAGCUAAAAACUGUCUCAAGAGCGUGGUGGACGAAUGCGAGCAAGACCUGAUCCACGCCAGGCAGAGGGGCUGCGAGUCCAAAAUGUGCUUCCAGCAGGGGCAGCAGAUCCUGGAGACCAAGCCCCGGAUCUGGUCCCUGGCUCACACCGCCACCUCCCUGAACCAAACUGAGUACCCUUCCUGCAUGCUGAAGCGCCAGGCCGUGCCCUCCUCCGCCGCGGUGUCUGCCCCUGUGGGGGUCAUUGACAGGCACCAGGAUUCCCCAGUCACCAACCUCAGGAACUGGGUGGACGGGGUGUUUCACGACCCCAUAUUCAGACACAGUACUUUGAACCAAGCCCUGAGCAACACCACAGUUUCCUGGGCCACCACCAAAGGGGCCAUUCUGGAAACGGGGUCCCUGGGACGCUCAGUCGGGAACAGUGCCAGCGUGCUCAAAGGGCAGCUGGCAACCUUGUCGCACCAGGACUCCAGCAAGGACUUCCUUGCCUUUCCCAAAUCAGGGAGCAAAAUGUUUUGUUCCUAACAGCCCACCACGUGGCAGAGGACUGUCUAGCUGCGUGAAGAGUCGGACACACCGAGAAAGAGACUUGGAAGAGUUUAAAUUUCAAAUCUAAAACUUUUUUAAAAUAGCAGAGCAACAACGACAAUAACAAGGAUUUAAUGUUCAGUUUGCUUAGUUAAACGGACAGACUUUCUCCAUUGCUGGUUUGAAGAAUUUCUCUUGGCUGCGACUGGAAGGGAUCAGUGUCGUGAAAAUGAUUUAACUCCAUGACUAAAAAGCACGUACCCUAGUGUAGACCUACCUAAAAGUUUACAUCCAAAAGUUUACAAACGAGAAAUUUUAAUUCAGAGAUUUAAUUUAAGGCAUGCCAACAUUAGUUAUGAAGACUUCUCAGACUUUUUUCCUUCUGAUUUCAUCUUUAGCAUCUAAUUCACAAACAAGCACUUCUACCGAGUUUACACUAUUGCACAAAACUUAACUUGACAAAUGAGAUAUGUUAACAGGUAUGUUCACUCCAAUAAAUUGUCUGUUUCAGAGGU
This is a messenger RNA of Gavialis gangeticus (Gharial), 2720 nucleotides long. RefSeq names its product iroquois homeobox 4 (gene IRX4). The record is from RefSeq and is a predicted model, not a curated record. Gene Ontology annotation, cellular component: nucleus. NCBI's taxonomy places the organism in Eukaryota, Metazoa, Chordata, Crocodylia, Gavialidae. The transcript is spliced from 5 exons. Gene Ontology annotation, molecular function: DNA-binding transcription factor activity, RNA polymerase II-specific; RNA polymerase II cis-regulatory region sequence-specific DNA binding. Gene Ontology annotation, biological process: regulation of transcription by RNA polymerase II; cell development; neuron differentiation. The coding region runs from base 742 to 2202 and encodes 486 amino acids.